UCUCAAAGGUUUUAGAAUAUAAAGGUCUUGAACAAUUAAAAAAUUAAAAGCUGAAAAAUUAAGUUCUAUUCAAAAAUAUAGUAGGCUAGCCAAACCUAAAGUAGCCUAACUACGAUAACAUCAUGUGUGCGAGUGCACGUCCGUGGUGGUUACAAAGCAUGUGGUGGAUGAGAACAUUGUUUAAAUAUAGAUCCGUGAAUGUCCUGUUGCCAACUAAAUUAUAAAUCUGUUUUCAUGCGUACUUGGUGCAAUGCUAAAUUAAAGAAAAGAACGUAUGCAAAAUGUUUUUUUGUUUUUUUAAAUCCGCAAUAAAAUAAAAAAAAAUCCUGCAAUAUUUAAGCCCGUUUUAUUUUUGGUUCUGGUCGAAGAGAAAACCCCGGAUUCGUCGCAAUAAAAGGCAAAGGACAAAAUGAUGAUGACCAAAUAGAGCGUGCGCGCUCAUGAGUCCUUGGACUCCUACAUCUUCACUGAUUGGUUAAAAAUGACAUCACAUGUAACGGUACUAUUUUUAGCUCCACGAAACGGCAUUACCUCAUCGUUUUCCCUCGCGCAGGUAUAGACGUACAACAACAAACAAUACUACAGACGCAGAGCAAGCGAGGGAGAGAAAGAGAGUACCAACUAUUCCACAACCGCUACUCCGUGCAGAAAUCAGUGAAACCUUUUUUUUUUUAACGUUUUUAAAAGCUGAACCACAUUUUCUGUUGUCUUUUAUCAGUUCAUCUCGAAGCUCCAUGGAUUUGUACAGAAUCCCUUAACCUGUUUAAGUAGCCUUCGGUUGCAUUUUGUGCUGUUUCCUCCUCUGUCACAUUUUCGAUAUCGGCGUUCAGCACGGAGUGAAGACUUUUGUGGGAAAGGCGAGCGAAAUUAGUCGAAGAUGGUGUUCUACCGAGACCGAGAGUCCGAUCGCCAACCCAUAUCCCUAAUCCUACCACAUCUGUACUUGGGCGCUGAGGCCGACGUUACGCAGGACGGCCUCUCGUCUCAGGGUAUCUCAUAUGUGCUGAGUGUGAGUCGCUGUUGCCCCCAGCCGUCAUUCUUGCCUCAGUCGCAGUAUUUCCGUAUCCCCAUCGACGACUCGCUCAGAGACGAACUUCUGCCCUGGAUUCCGCAGGCACUACAAUUUAUCGAUGGAGCUCUGUCCCUGGGCUGCUCUGUGCUGGUGCACUGUGCUGCAGGCAUCUCUCGCUCCCCGGCCCUCACUGUGGCCUACGUCAUGUACCAUCUGAGGCUGGACCUGGACCAGGCGUACCGGUUUGUGAAAGAGCGCAGGCCCUCAAUCUCCCCUAAUUUCAACUUCUUGGGGCAGCUGCAGUGUUUUCAAGGCACCCUAACCCAAAAAAGCAACUCCGAUAAUCAAAAUGCGCAGCCUGUCGAAGCUGAAGACUCCCGCUUGCAGUGCACCAAUGAGGACGUCUGCAAGAGUUCUGCCUCAACAAAUCAGGAUACGGAGAUUCCUGUUGCUAUGGAUAACCACUUCACUGAGGAGAUUAAAAGGCGUUCAGGCCACAUCACAGACUACACAUGUUUGGAUGCCCUGGAUGUACAUACUCGCAAAGCUCCUGCUCUAACCCUGAACUUAAAACAAGAGAAACAAUGCUUAUCAGAGCUUUUGCUCAAUGAUCAAAUCAGGACUCUCUCCCUUAACCAAAGAGAGAGGAGCGGCCCAACUAGAGCUGAGAUUCAAACUCAGAAUUCAGUUAAAAACGGUCAGACCAGACCAGUACCAAAGCCAACGCAACUACAAAUACCAUCAGGCACCGCGGCUCUCUCAGACAAGCGCAAAACCCUCACGCUUUCGCUUACACCUUUGGACACUCGCUCGGAAGCACGCAAGGACUCAUUGGACAAAGAUUUGAACAGCACCAGCCAGCCCCAGGGUCUGCCGGACGGCUCCAGAUCUGUCCAGGAGAGGGCGAUGGAAGCCCCCGGCAGCACAAAGGGAGGACGCCGGUCGUCCCAGCCCAAUGUUUUGUCCCUUCCGUCUGGGAGGCCUCCGAGGGGAACGUGCCGACCGCGUGCCGAAAAAACUCAGGGGGGUUCGUCCAGAGCUCAAAGGAAGGAGGGAAGAGGGAGUGUUCUCCGGCCGGCCUCUCCGCACGGUGGUGAUAAUUCGGCUUUGAGCCCUGACCGCAAGAGCCCCGGCACAAGUGGAGGCACAAAGAGGGAGACGCAGCGGUGGUGCAGUUCCUCAGGCCACCACCAGGGGGCUCCUGACAGGCACUGUGCCACUGCAGUGGAAGCUGUUGAAGGCCUUGAUGGGAAACAACUUCCGUUGUCACCACUCAACCUGACUGUUAGCAAGCUCUUCGACUGGGGUGGGAGGAUACUUAUGGGAGCGCUGCUGGGGCCCAGGGUGAAGAUCGCACAGCCAGCUCUGCCCUACCCAUGCUGAGAGGAAGGAAUUCAAACCAGCAAUCCCAAUGAGGUGUAACUUGUGGAAGGUCAACUGAACAUUGAGAAUGUGUGUGUGUGUGUGUGUGUGUGUGUGUGUGUGUGUGCACGCGCGCUUGUGCAUGUGUUGAUUCUUCAUUAAAUUGUAAGAGUGCAUGUAUACGUAGGAAUGUAUGUUUAUUUAUGUGACGUACACACACUGCUCUGAAGAAAUGGUCCACUCACGACUUUCCUUAUUCAGUUUCCUGCGUGUGGACAAAAUAUUUGAUUUCGUGGAUUUGUAUUUAUUGAUUGAUGUCUUUAUUUAUUGAUGUUAUUUAUGAAUCGCCAUUCAAAAAAUUGUAUUUUUUAUCACUUACUGCUUGUAAUGAAACAGAGUAUUAAUUAAAGACUGCUUAUUUUA
Molecule: messenger RNA, 2797 nt
Organism: Conger conger (European conger)
Lineage: Eukaryota; Metazoa; Chordata; Actinopteri; Anguilliformes; Congridae
Product: tyrosine-protein phosphatase vhp-1
Exons: 5
Coding region: 878-2395 (505 amino acids)
Biological process (GO): protein dephosphorylation; negative regulation of MAPK cascade
Cellular component (GO): cytoplasm
Molecular function (GO): MAP kinase tyrosine/serine/threonine phosphatase activity; protein tyrosine/threonine phosphatase activity
Source: RefSeq, a predicted model, not a curated record